Messenger RNA from Aspergillus welwitschiae, 159 nucleotides. RefSeq lists its product as uncharacterized. Lineage: Eukaryota; Fungi; Ascomycota; Eurotiomycetes; Eurotiales; Aspergillaceae. The coding region runs from base 1 to 159 and encodes 52 amino acids. The record is from RefSeq and is a predicted model, not a curated record. The transcript is spliced from 2 exons.
AUGUUCACCUACACCCCCACCUCCAAGUUCCUUGUCCUGGCCCCUACCGAGUCGGCUCCUCUCUCUACCUCGACGCAGCGCCCUGGAUUCAGUCGUCUCCCUAGCGGCUUCCUCUACCUGGGCGUCGACACCCGCGACGCCGCUUCGCCUAGCAACUAA